This is a messenger RNA of Truncatella angustata, 651 nucleotides long. RefSeq lists its product as uncharacterized. The record is from RefSeq and is a predicted model, not a curated record. Bases 1 to 651 code for a protein of 216 amino acids. Lineage: Eukaryota; Fungi; Ascomycota; Sordariomycetes; Amphisphaeriales; Sporocadaceae. The transcript has 2 exons.
AUGGCCGGCCCCCGACUUACUGGUCCCCGCCUCACUGGUCCUGUCAAGAGGCUCGCCCGUUCAAUCACAACUACACAUUCGGGUGUAGUGCCUCAAGCGACAACCCUCAUCACUUCAUCAAGAGCCGCGGCGCCUCUAUCACAUAAAUAUGCAGAGCUCCUGAAGGAGAGGCAUCACGAGGGUGAUCACUCUCGUCACAUCUAUACUCGCUCGGCUAACCGCCCGCAUCCUGCACCCCGGCGCAUGCGUCUGAUGCAAACGUUCACGUCCUCAGCUUCCCGGCCGGCUCCAUCGGAUCCCAGCUCGAUUGAUUUCAUGGUUCUUCCCGGCUUGCAGGAGGCACAUUCGGACUCUACCGCCGGUCUUCGCGUUCCUAUCCUGCCAGAUAACUACCUCGUGCAUCACGCUACCCCCGAAGUUGUCUCGGAGCCUGUUCUUCAGGGACAGAUCAACGUCAUUGCCGCAAACCCUGAGAACGUUUCUGUUGCAGCUUUGACCGAGGUAGAGGGUAUGACCUUGGAUGGUGUUGAACUCAAAUGGGCACAUGAAAACGAAAAGCAAGAACCGGAGCAAGGCAUGCUCAAGGAUCUUUGGAAAGGUCUCGUCGACGACGUUUUUGGAGGUGCCAGUAAAGGCAAACUUGCUGUCUAG